AUGUCUUCGAUGAUCACAACUACGGCCUGGGUGCGGCGCGGUGUCGCAGCCCAGUUCCCUACAAAAUAUGAGAUUGACGAGGAGGAAAUGGGCCGGAUAUCGAAGUUGGCCCGCAUGCAGCUUGAAGAUGCGCAGGAGGGGUUGAGUGCCGCUCAGGAUGGCAAGGAUGGUGAUGACGAGGACGAAGCUAUGGACGAGGGUAAUGAGAAAGCCUCUGAGGGUGCGAAAGAGAACAAGGACUCCAAGAAAGGCUCUGGCUCUGGCUCUAAGAGCACCGAGGACGAUGAUGUUUUGAAGGAGUUCGACCUUGACACCUACGAUGAUGAUGAGAUUGACGAGGAUGGCGAGAGGGCUACCAUGUUCGGCAAUGUCCAGUCUCUGGCCUACCACCAGCCCAACGAGGAGGACCCCUACCUCGUCAUCCCCGAGGACGAGGACAAAGAUGAGGAGCGCGAGGAGCUGCAGAUUAUGCCCACCGACAACCUGCUUCUGGCUGGUAAGGUCGAGGACGAAGUCGCUCAUCUCGAGGUCUACGUCUACGAGGACCAGGCCGACAACCUCUACGUCCACCACGAUAUCAUGCUGCCCGGUAUUCCUCUCUGCGUGGAGUGGCUGGAUGUCCCCGUCGGCGGCAAGCCCAACGAGGAGCGCACAACCGGAAACUUUGUGGCUGUUGGAACCAUGGAGCCUGAUAUUGAGAUUUGGGAUUUGGACGUUGUCGACAGCAUGUACCCCAAUGCCAUCCUGGGGCAAGGUGGGCAGGACAACGGAGACUCCAAGCCCAAGAAGUCCAAGAAAAAGAGCAAGGCCAACGAUGAGUACCACAUCGACUCCAUCCUGGCUCUCGCUGCCAACCGCCAGCACCGCAACCUUCUGGCCUCCGCCUCCGCAGACCGAACUGUCAAGCUUUGGGAUCUCAACACCACCAGCUGUGCCAAGUCCUACUCGCACCACACCGACAAGGUCUGCUCGCUGGACUGGCAUCCCAAGGAGUCGACAGUUCUCCUGAGUGGUAGCUACGACCGCACUAUCGUUGCCGCCGACAUGCGUUCCCCCGACUCCAAGGCUCGCUGGGGCGUCGACUCGGACGUUGAGAACGUCCGCUGGGACCCGCAUGAUCCGAACUAUUUCUACGUCACCACAGACGGUGGCAUGGUCUACCGCUACGACAUUCGCAAUGCCCCCGCCACUCCGGCCGAGUCCAAGCCCGUCUGGUCUCUGCAGGCUCACGACUCCUCCGUCUCCUCCUUCGACAUCAACCGCACUAUCCCCGGCUUCCUUGUCACCGGCUCCACAGACAAGGAAGUCAAGCUGUGGAACGUCGAGAACGACAAGCCCAGCCUCGUCGUGUCACGCAAGCUGGAUGUUGGCAAGGUCUUCUCGACUGCCUUCGCACCCGACCCGGAGGUCAGCUUCCGUCUGGCCGUUGCCGGCAGCAAGGGUACCGUGCAGAUCUGGGAUGCGUCGACGAACGGUGCUGUGCGCCGAACCUUCGUCUCGCGCAUGCCGGAUCUCGCGGGCGAUGUGCCCGAGCGUAUACUCGGUGUUAAUGAUGAUGAGGAGGAGUCUGAUGAUGAGGGUGCCGCUGAGGGCGGCGAGGGUGCUCAAGCUGAUGGCCCUGAUGGGUGGGAGUCGAUGGAUGAGGAUUAG
Penicillium argentinense is the source of this 1650-nucleotide messenger RNA. RefSeq names its product rRNA-processing protein PWP1. Gene Ontology annotation, cellular component: nucleus. The record is from RefSeq and is a predicted model, not a curated record. Gene Ontology annotation, biological process: rRNA processing. The transcript is spliced from 2 exons. Gene Ontology annotation, molecular function: protein binding. Bases 1 to 1650 code for a protein of 549 amino acids. Lineage: Eukaryota; Fungi; Ascomycota; Eurotiomycetes; Eurotiales; Aspergillaceae.